This is a messenger RNA of Diprion similis, 1501 nucleotides long. It is a transcript of the gene stet, whose product is annotated as protein rhomboid. Gene Ontology annotation, cellular component: membrane. Gene Ontology annotation, molecular function: serine-type endopeptidase activity. The transcript is spliced from 9 exons. Lineage: Eukaryota; Metazoa; Arthropoda; Insecta; Hymenoptera; Diprionidae. The coding region runs from base 27 to 1319 and encodes 430 amino acids. The record is from RefSeq and is a predicted model, not a curated record.
AAUAAAAUCCGCAAAAUUAUAAGACAAUGCUAAUGGCUGGCGGGGGUGGCGGUGCAGGUUCGAUUAUACCGACGAUAGCAGCCGCGGUUGAAUUGCAGGAAGAGGAAUAUGCCUGCAACAGCGAGACUCACAGCGGUGGAGGCCUGCAAUGCGAUGGAGCCGACGGUUACGUCACCGAUCACACGGAUCUUGGCUCGGAGAUCGAUAUCGACGAGUCGGAAUUCCGACGGGAGUUCCUCAAGGAUAGAUGGAGAUUGCUUUUCGACAAGUACGAUCCGGAAGGCUUCGGCGAGAUUCCUCUCGACGAUUUCCUCGUCGCCCUCGACAGUCAGGAAUGGAGGGAGGAAGUCCCUGCGAACAAACGCGACAUUCUCAGGGCCCGAGUCAAGGAAUCGACGGUCGACGCGAUCACUUUUCAGGACUUCGUCAACGUGAUGAGUGGAAAACGUAGCCGUAGUUUCAAAUGCGCCGUUCAUCAUCGUGACAGGGAAGUCUGUUCCGAAAACGAUUUUCAUCUGCUCGUUCACGAACCUCCUCUGUUCCAAAGGAUGGUACGCAUGAUCGGCGACGAAUUUCUCACCGAGGAAAGAGAUCGGAAGUACUACGCUGACCAUUACACGUGCUGUCCACCACCCCUCUUCAUCAUCCUCAUCACCCUAGUCGAGCUCGGCUUCUUCACCUACUACACAGUCGCGAUGGGCGAGGUCAACCCCUCGGGUCCCGUUCCGAUCGACAGUGUCUUCAUAUACCGACCGGACAAACGUCUCGAGCUAUGGAGGUUCGCAUUCUACAUGUUCCUUCACGCUGGGUGGCUUCACCUGCUCUUCAACCUCGGGGUACAGGUGGUCGUCGGGCUUCCUCUGGAGAUGGUUCACGGCAGUUUCAGGAUAGCCGCCGUCUACAUGGCAGGCGUACUGGCCGGUUCUCUGGGCACGUCUGUAUUCGACACGGACGUUUAUCUCGUCGGAGCGAGUGGCGGUGUCUACGCUCUUCUCGCCGCUCAUCUGGCCAACGUUUUGCUCAACUACAAUAAUAUGGAGUUUGGAAUCGUCAGGCUGAUCGGCAUUUUCAUUAUCGCGAGCGCCGACGUCGGUUUUGCGAUAUACGACAGGUACGCCGCUGAGCAAAUGGGUCCGCCAGUGUCGUACGUUGCUCACCUUACGGGGGCGUUGGCGGGGCUGACGAUCGGCCUGUUGGUCUUGAAGAAUUUCGAGCAGCGGCUUCACGAGCAGUUGCUGUGGUGGGUCGCCCUCGGGGUCUACGCCGCCUGCACGAUAUUCGCGGUCAUGUACAACCUGAUGCACCCCGACUACCCCUGACGCGAGGUUAGCUUCGCUUACGGGCCCCGUUUGCACCACCAUCAUCAUCAUCAACCUGGUGCCGCCGAGACGAACACGUAACGCGAAGCUCUCCGCUACUGUUGUUUAUACUGUUGGACAAUAUUCGUCGCGUAAUAAUCGCUCUUGUUAUACCUUCGAUUGCGAAAGAACGCCAAUUUUCC